AUGAAGUUCUCCACUGCCAUUGUCGUGACGGCCCUCGCUGUCGGUGCUGCCGCAGCCCCAACUCCAGGGAAGACGGUUGAAGAUUAUUUCAUUGGGGCGGACAAGCGUGACAAGACGGUUGAGGACUACUUUAUUGGGGCGGAUAAACGGGACAAGACUGUCGAGGAUUAUUUCAUCGGAGCUGACAAGCGAGACAAGACGGUUGAAGACUAUUUCAUCGGAGCUGAGAAGCGGGACAAGACGGUUGAAGAUUACUUCAUCGGAGCCGAUAAACGGGACAAGACCGUCGAGGACUACUUUAUCGGCGCCGAUUAA
Molecule: messenger RNA, 315 nt
Organism: Metarhizium brunneum ARSEF 3297
Lineage: Eukaryota; Fungi; Ascomycota; Sordariomycetes; Hypocreales; Clavicipitaceae
Gene: ustA
Product: Ribosomally synthesized cyclic peptide ustiloxin B precursosr
Source: RefSeq, a predicted model, not a curated record